Messenger RNA from Thrips palmi, 2619 nucleotides. RefSeq names its product transducin beta-like protein 3. The record is from RefSeq and is a predicted model, not a curated record. Bases 130 to 2523 code for a protein of 797 amino acids. Gene Ontology annotation, cellular component: nucleolus; 90S preribosome; small-subunit processome. The transcript has 15 exons. Lineage: Eukaryota; Metazoa; Arthropoda; Insecta; Thysanoptera; Thripidae. Gene Ontology annotation, biological process: endonucleolytic cleavage to generate mature 5'-end of SSU-rRNA from (SSU-rRNA, 5.8S rRNA, LSU-rRNA); endonucleolytic cleavage in 5'-ETS of tricistronic rRNA transcript (SSU-rRNA, 5.8S rRNA, LSU-rRNA). Gene Ontology annotation, molecular function: U3 snoRNA binding; protein binding.
GAAGGGGGAGAGGAGAAAGCGGGACAGCAGACGACAAAACAUCAACACUGACACCACACCAUGUGCCAUCGAAGACUUGCGUUAGUUUAGGCUCAUUAUUUCUGUUUGGUGUCAGUAUAUGUCUUCACAAUGUCAUCCAAAUUAAAAUUAAAAGAGGUGUUCGAAGUUGAAUCGAAGCUCGGAGCUAUCUUUACAGGUGGCACAGUCGAGUGGACAUCAGAUGGAAAGCUAUUCCUGUGCCAAUGUGGUCCUGCAAUCAACUUGUUAGAUGUAGAAUCUGGCAAAUUGAUUGGGAGACUGGGUCAUACUGAGGACUCUGACGAUUCUGCGCUGGAUGACAUUGUCGUUUCAUUUGCCCUAUCUGCUGAUGAUCAGCAUGUUGUAUCAUGUCACAAAAGUGGUCUUUUCCACUUGUGGAAUGUUCCAACCCAAAAAUCUAUGAAAUCAUGGAAAAGCAUACACAAAGGUCCUGUAGCCAGAAUUGCUCUUACAACCAAUGGAACUGUUAUGGCCAGUGGAGGCUCUGAUUCAAGUGUACGACUCUGGGAUCUUGUCCACCAAUCAUGUACUCACAACUUGAUUGGUGUUCAGGGUGUUGUAAGUGUAUUGACCUUCCAUCCCGACAAAGCACGGAAGCUUCUUUUAGGGGCUGCAGAUAAUGCUGUAAUCGUUGGAUGGGACGUGGAAACAGGAAAACCUGCCCUCACAUUGGAGGGACACUUCAGCCGAGUGUCUUCCAUAUCCAUUCAUAGUGAUGGAAAACACAUUGUCAGUUGUGGACGAGACAAAGUAGUAAUAUUGUGGGAUCUUGAUAAGCAGUGUGCUAUAAAUACAAUACCACUCUAUGAAGGUUUGGAAGGACUUGUUAUACUUCCCCCUGAAGUAUCAUUGCCAGUUCAAGCCAAAAAAGGGGGCAUUUGGGUGGCCGUGGCAGGAGAGAGAGGAGUGGUUCGAGUGUGGGAUGUGUUUGCUGCUAAAGAAAUCUUUGUGCAAUCAAACUCUUUGAUAUCUAAAGCCAAGGAGGAAGGAAGUCUGGCCAUCACCCGGCUUUUGUGGAAUUCUGAUGUUGGUGCCUUGGGAGUGGUUUCUUCUGAACACAAUAUUAUACUUCAUAAAGUGGACACAUUCCAAUGUGUGAAACAGUUUGUUGGCUUUAGUGAUGAGAUUCUUGACAUUGCUUACGUUGGUAAAGAUGAUUCCCAUCUGGCUGUAGCUACAAACAGCACAAAUGUGGCUCUUUACCGUGUUUCUGACAUGAGUUGCACCCUUUUACGUGGACAUACUGACCUCGUCUUGAGUCUUUCAACAUCUCGGUCAAAUCCCAAACUUUUUGUUUCAUGUGCUAAAGAUUAUUGUGUGAGAGUUUGGCAAUUGACAGAAGAUGGUAGCACAGCCGUAUGCGUGGGGCUUGGACAGCGUCACACAGCUGCUGUUGGUUCUGUUCACUUUGGCCAAUUGUCAUGCAAUAUUCUUGCUUCUGCUGGACAGGACAGUUGCAUUAAAAUUUGGAGCCUUCCUUCCAAGUGGGAUAGUGAAUCUGCACCUGUUACAAUCAAUGCAAAAAUUACUCAAAUUGCUCAUCCAAAAGAUAUCAAUAGUAUUUGCUUCUCUCCCAAUGAUAAACUUUUAGCAACGGGCUCACAGGACAAGACAGCCAAGCUUUGGAGUGUAGAAGACCUUUCUUUAGUUGGAGUUUUACGUGGGCACCGCAGAGGUGUUUGGUGUGUGCGAUUUUCUCCUGUAGAUCAGAUGGUCCUAACCACAUCAGCAGAUUGUACUAUGCGUUUGUGGUCUUUGCAAGAUUUGUCGUGUAUUAAGACCUUCGAAGGCCAUGAUUCAUCUGUGGUCCGGGGGGAAUUUUUAUCUCAAGGAAAUCAAUUAGUUACGGGAGGAGCUGAUGGGCUUCUUAAAUUAUGGCUUAUAAAGUCAGGUGAAUGUGUCUCCACCUUUGAUGAGCAUAGUGGUCGAAUUUGGGCUUUGACAGUGUCAACCACUGAAAGCGCAAUUGUGACUGGAGGGGCUGAUUCCACAUUAGUGACAUGGAAAGAUGUAACUGAAGAAAAGAAACAAGCUGCUAUUGAAGAGAAGGAAAAGUUGACUCUUCAAGAACAACAGUUGUCCAAUUUAAUUCACAACAAUGAGCUUCUCAAGGCCCUUAAAUUAGCUCUAAGACUGCAGAGACCACAUCAAUGUUUGACAAUAGUCCAAAAUAUUCUUAAAAAAGGAGACACAAGAGGACUCAGUGAAACUUUGUCACAACUUGGAACAAGUCAGCAGGAAGAUCUUUUGAAGUAUGCAGUUUUGUGGAAUUCAAAUGGAAAGCAUUGCUAUACAGCUCAGGCUGUUUUAUCGGUUUUACUAGAUCACAUUUCUUCUGGAAAACUGAGAUUAGAAGGAUUAAGAGCUACCCUAGAGGGUCUUUUGCCUUACACUGACAGACACAUGCGGCGACUAUCUGAGUUACAACAAGAUCUUCAUCUCCUAGCCUUUACUGCCAAUUGCAUGCAGCCUCAUGCUUCAUGACAGGAUUUGCUGACUGACGUUUUUAACGUGGGCAGGUCAAUCUGCUUCAUUCAUUAUAACAAUAAGACAAAUAAAAAAUAUAUGUGAUCACCCAAA